GCGGGCCCACUCCUGCUGCCCGGGCCCGGCCCGCUCAUGGCGGCCAUCCGCAAGAAGCUGGUGGUGGUGGGCGACGGCGCGUGCGGCAAGACGUGCCUGCUGAUCGUGUUCAGUAAGGACGAGUUCCCCGAGGUGUACGUGCCCACCGUCUUCGAGAACUAUGUGGCCGACAUCGAGGUGGACGGCAAGCAGGUGGAGCUGGCGCUGUGGGACACGGCGGGCCAGGAGGACUACGACCGCUUGCGGCCUCUCUCCUACCCGGACACCGACGUCAUCCUCAUGUGUUUCUCGGUGGACAGCCCGGACUCGCUGGAGAACAUCCCCGAGAAGUGGGUGCCCGAGGUGAAGCACUUCUGUCCCAACGUGCCCAUCAUCCUGGUAGCCAACAAGAAAGACCUGCGCAGCGACGAGCACGUCCGCACAGAGCUGGCCCGCAUGAAGCAGGAGCCGGUGCGCACGGAUGACGGCCGCGCCAUGGCCGUGCGCAUCCAAGCCUACGACUACCUCGAGUGCUCGGCCAAGACCAAGGAGGGCGUGCGCGAGGUCUUCGAGACGGCCACGCGCGCCGCGCUGCAGAAGCGCUACGGCUCCCAGAACGGCUGCAUCAACUGCUGCAAGGUGCUAUGAGGACCGUGCCCGCCCUUUUCGCCCCUGCCAGCGUGGCUCCCCCCUCCCUGACGGUCCCCCACGAGCUGGGAGAAGGGGAGACCCACGCCCCCAAGGGCCCCACUGGACUGCUUGAUGUCUGCUGGCGGUCACGCCUGGAAUUGGCGUGGGUGGGCACCGGGCACGCCCCCCUUCCCAGUGUCUAUGUGCGUCAAGCUGUGUGACAUAGGCCUGGGUGCCCUGCUGAGUGCCAAGGGGUCCCUGAGCAUCCUUUGCUAAGGAGCCAGGCCUCAAGAGUGUGGCUGUGUGUAUGUACGACUCCCCUCCGACCCAUUCUUGCCCCACCUCCGCCUCUAGUUUUCCUCCACGGGCACGCAGAGCUCCGGAGUGUGGUCGCGCCCCAUCAGAUGUUCGCCCUUAACCAGCAAGCCUGUGCUGUCCCUUGUCUGUAACAUAGACCCCCUGGAACUAAGGGAGGGGAGGGCUGGGGAGGAUGGGAGGUGUUAUAUAAAUAUAGAUAUAAUUUUAUUUUCCGAGGUUAAGAUGGUGUUAUUUAAUAGUGGUGGUGAGUGAUCAGGGCUCUAGAACAGCCUCUUCCAAGGCUGGAUCAGGUGCCCACCCACCCAAGCAUGAACUGGACUUGGCCAUCUUUCUAAACCCGGGGGAAGACAUUUGCAACUGACUGAGAGGAAGCAGCUUCCAGACUACAGCGUCUCCUGUGGCCAGCCUCCAACGAAUCCUUCACCAGCUACCGGCCAGAGGAAGGGAGGGUGUGCUGUGGGGUCUUUUUGCCAUAAGCGAACUUUGUGCCUGUCCUACACGUGAAAAUUGUUCGGUCCAAGAAACUGUUGUCAUUGGAUUUAUUUAAAGGCUAAAACUUUUGUUGGAAGAAUUCUUUGCACAGUUGUUUCAUUGUUUGAUACUCAAUAUGCACUUGUCAUUUGCCUAGGGCAGCAUUCUGACCACACCGUAUGCUGUAACCUCAUCUACUCAUGUUUUUUUAAAACAGCGAUGACUCUUAAAAUCAGAUUGGGAAAAACCACCCACUAAUUUCGCUUUGUUUUCUUGAAAGAAAGUGGCAGCAUUCUUGGGUGAUUUCUUUCUUUCUUACUACUAUUAUUAUUUUUUUGCUUUGCACACUGUUUUGAUAAAGGAAGGCAACAAAUAUUGGGGUCUGUUUAAAACUUUUCCCCCACAUGGCAUCCUCUACAGCUCUGUGAACUUUUCUCUGCAUCUUUGCACAGAGAAUAAGCCUCCCCGACUAUUUCCUUUUCCCCCUUCCCAGGCUGGUGGUACUUCUACUAAAUUGUUUUGUUUUUAAUUUUAUUUUAUUUUUUAAAUAAACUGACAAAUGACAAAGUGGUGAGCUUAUGAUGUUUACAUAAAAGUUCUAUAAGCUGUGUAUACAGUUUUUUAUGUAAAAUAUUAAAAGACUAUGAUGACAUUUA
Molecule: messenger RNA, 2054 nt
Organism: Jaculus jaculus (lesser Egyptian jerboa)
Lineage: Eukaryota; Metazoa; Chordata; Mammalia; Rodentia; Dipodidae
Gene: Rhob
Product: ras homolog family member B
Exons: 1
Coding region: 37-627 (196 amino acids)
Biological process (GO): small GTPase-mediated signal transduction
Molecular function (GO): GTPase activity; GTP binding
Source: RefSeq, a predicted model, not a curated record